GAAAAAUAUCACGCAAGAAAUUUUCGAUAAAAUUCGAUUAUCCAUCAAAUUGCAGAUCCAAUAAUCGAUUUCAACUAAUGCAAUAAAUUUGACAAUUUUGACAUAACAUAACCUGUAAAGUAAGAAAUAAUGUGUAGACUGUAAAAGAUUACGGUCCAGUAAAAACUAAACAAUGCCAAAAAAUAAGAAGAAGGAAACGAGUUCUAGCAGCGACAGCGACGAUGGACCUGUUGAUAGAAAUCCUCCACCAGAGAAAAAAGCCAAAACAAGUUCAAGAACAGAUGACAAAGAGCCAACUUGGGUUUUACAAGGGAAGAAGUUGGUGAAAGUCAGAGAAUUUAAAGGCAAAGUUUACAUUGAUGUACGUGAAUUCUAUGAGAAGAAUGGUGAAUUAUUACCAGGGAAGAAGGGCAUUAGUUUAACUCCGGAACAGUGGAGAAAGCUAUUGUCUCUAAGUGAUGAAAUAAAUGACACAGUCAGUACUAUGUGUUAAGUCAAAAUGUAUGUUAUUCUGAAAGAAAUAUACAACUCUAUCUACUAA
Molecule: messenger RNA, 541 nt
Organism: Achroia grisella
Lineage: Eukaryota; Metazoa; Arthropoda; Insecta; Lepidoptera; Pyralidae
Gene: Ssb-c31a
Product: RNA polymerase II transcriptional coactivator-like
Exons: 3
Coding region: 173-493 (106 amino acids)
Biological process (GO): positive regulation of transcription initiation by RNA polymerase II
Cellular component (GO): transcription regulator complex; nucleus
Molecular function (GO): DNA binding; transcription coactivator activity
Source: RefSeq, a predicted model, not a curated record